GAGCCAAAACCUCUCCUGAUCCCGUAAUGAAGAAAACGAAGACGAUGGUGGCUUCCAUCUCCACCCUUAUUAGACGGACCUAUCCUUCAACUAACCAGUGUAAUUCACUCGCGACGAUUCAAUCACAAACCCAAUUGCCUCGCGAAUCUCUGCAACAUCAUUCUUCAGCUGAGGGACGACUCCGAUUCUCCGGGAGAGUUUUCUGCUCGGAAUCUGGCGCCGGAUGCUGGAACUGUGGCGAGAAAGCUGCCUUUUUGUUCUGUAACUCAUGCCGUAGCAUUCAACCUGUUGAUGACUCCGUCGACUAUUUUCAGAUUUUUGGCCUGGAGAAGAAGUAUGAGAUAGAUCCUGGAAGCCUUGAAGGCAAGUACAAAGAUUGGCAAAAGAAGCUACAUCCUGAUUUAGUUCAUAACAAAUCUAAGAAAGAACGAGACUACGCAGCCGAGCAGUCUGCAAAGGUGACUGAAGCGUGCCGGACAUUAACAAAGCGGCUGUCGAGAGCAAUGUAUAUCAUGAAGCUGAAUGGUGUAAAUGUCAAUGAAGAAGAAACAAUAACAGACCCAACAUUGUUAAUGGAGAUUAUGGAACUCAGAGAGGCCAUAUCAGAAGCAGAUGAUUCAACAUCGUUAAACCAGAUCCGAUCCCAGGUACAAGAGAAACUAAAGCAAUGGUCUGACUCUUUCGUCGAAGCGUUUGAAAGCCAGAAGUUUGAUGAUGCUGUAAAAUGUAUACAGAGAAUGACUUAUUACGAGCGAGCCUGCGAAGAAAUUUUGAAGAAGCUAUGAGGCAAUUAGUCCUCCCUUAAAAACGAACACGUUUUUUUUUAUGUUUGCCUUAUAGCUUUACGGGUCACAUUUGAAAGGAACAGAUCAUGGCUCAUAACUGAAAGUAUCUUAGCUACAUGUUUUAGUUUAGUUAUAUAGAACAGAGGACUCUGUAUUUGUAAUAAGAGGAUUUACAGAUUUCGUAUCUGUUCAUGGGCUCGAUUUAUGGGUUUCACUUAUGGGCUGUUUAUGGGCUGUUUAUGGGCUCGAUUCCUAGAAUAUUCCCAUGUAUUCUCAAAAAUCCCCAAAGAGAAGUCAGGCAUAGCUCCUAGUGUAGGUGAAUGACUGAAUUCCCACUAAAUCUUUCUACUCG
Arabidopsis thaliana (thale cress) is the source of this 1137-nucleotide messenger RNA. RefSeq names its product DNAJ heat shock N-terminal domain-containing protein. The coding region runs from base 27 to 785 and encodes 252 amino acids. Lineage: Eukaryota; Viridiplantae; Streptophyta; Magnoliopsida; Brassicales; Brassicaceae. Gene Ontology annotation, biological process: protein complex oligomerization; [2Fe-2S] cluster assembly. The transcript is spliced from 6 exons. The record is from RefSeq and is marked reviewed. Gene Ontology annotation, cellular component: mitochondrion; cytosol. Gene Ontology annotation, molecular function: ATPase activator activity; protein-folding chaperone binding.